Molecule: messenger RNA, 1919 nt
Organism: Chanos chanos (milkfish)
Lineage: Eukaryota; Metazoa; Chordata; Actinopteri; Gonorynchiformes; Chanidae
Gene: znf143a
Product: zinc finger protein 143a
Exons: 15
Biological process (GO): regulation of transcription by RNA polymerase II
Cellular component (GO): transcription regulator complex; chromatin; PcG protein complex
Molecular function (GO): RNA polymerase II cis-regulatory region sequence-specific DNA binding; DNA-binding transcription factor activity, RNA polymerase II-specific
Source: RefSeq, a predicted model, not a curated record
GUCAUGCUGCUGGCUCAGAUAAACCGGGACACACAGGCCAGCGAAGAGUUCCAGCACGUGGAUGGAGAUGCCCAGCAGGUCACUCUGUGUCUCACUGAAGCCGUUACCGUCUCAGAUGGUGAUCAAAACAUUGACACUGUCAGUCUCCAGGCUGUAACCCUUGCCGAUGGUUCUACAGCAUAUAUACCACACAGUGCUCAAGAUGGCAGCUUAGUGGAGGGACAAGUUGUGCGACUGGAUGAUGGGUCAGCAGCCUAUGUUCACCAUGUUUCAGUGGCUAAAACAGAGAGUAUAAGACUGGAAGAUGGUCAAGCCGUACAGCUGGAGGAUGGCACGACCGCUUACAUCCAACACACUCCAAAAGAGACUUCUGAUCACAGUGCUCUACAGGCUGUGCAGCUUGAGGACGGCUCAACCGCUUAUAUUCAGCAUACUGUGCCAAUGGCCCAGGGCAACACUAUACUGACCAUUCAGACUGACAGCCCAAUGGCGGAUCUGCAUGCAGAGGGAAUCAUUGACCCAGAGACCAUUAGUGUAUUGGAACAGUACAGCAAAAAAGUAUUCUGUCCUUAAAUUGAGUGUGUCUCUAACUCAGGGAUCAUCACAAAUGAACAUGAGGGUGCUCUUCAGAUGCAGAUUGUGCUUCAGGGCCAGGGAGGUAGCCGCAGUACGGCUAAAGAACAGCAGACUGCAGAGAAAUCUUUUCGUUGUGGCUAUGAAGGCUGUGGAAAACUCUACACCACAGCACACCAUCUAAAGGUACAUGAAAGGGCUCAUACAGGGGACAGGCCAUAUUCGUGUGAUAAGCCUGGAUGUGGAAAGAAGUUUGCUACUGGAUAUGGUUUGAAAAGUCAUAUUAGAACACACACAGGUGAGAAACCUUACCGCUGCCAGGUACUGAGCUGUCUAAAGUCUUUCAAAACCUCAGGGGACCUCCAAAAACACGUCAGAACCCACACAGGAGAGAGGCCAUUCCUGUGUCCCUUCCAGGGAUGUGGACGAUCCUUCACUACCUCCAAUAUUCUCAAAGUCCACGUCCGCACCCACACGGGAGAACGGCCUUACCACUGUCCAGAGCCGGGCUGUGACCGGGCAUUCUCCAGUGCCACCAAUUACAAAAAUCAUAUAAGGAUUCACACAGGAGAGAAGCCGUACGUAUGCACUGCCCCCGGUUGUGACAAGCGCUUCACGGAAUACUCCAGUCUGUACAAGCACCAUGUGGUUCACACACCCUGUAAGCCGUACAACUGUAAUCACUGUGGGAAGACCUACAAGCAGAUCUCCACCCUGGCUAUGCACAAGCGCACAGCUCACAAUGACUCCGAGCCUAUUGAGGAGGAGCAGGAGGGCUAUUUUGAGCCUCCAACAGGUCAGAACUGGUUACAAGGAAAAGGACAAUAAGAAUCCUAUUUUACUGUUGUGGAGAAGGAUGAGACAGAACCAGAGCAGAGGAAUUCUGGGACCACUGAAGUCUUGGGGCAGCAGCAUUUGACAGUCAUCACACAAGAGGGGGCUCAGCAGGUCUGCAUUUACAAAUCCUCGUCACAGGUUUUAGGAAAUACUAUCACCAUGGUAACUCAAGAUGGCACUACAAUCACUGUCCCAGCAAGUGAAGCCAUGCUGUCCUCAGGGGAAGCUCACUCAGUUACUAUGGUGGCUGCAGAUGGCACAGAAAGCCAGAUGGCCAUUCUACAACCAGACUUGGCGUCAUUCCAGACUGCACAGGAGGCCCUGGCCCCUCAUCCAGUUACCUUACUGGCCACUUCCAACGGCACACAGAUCGCUGUACAGCUCAAUGAACAAACAUCAAUAGAAGAAGCAAUAAGAAUAGCAUCAAGAAUACAACAAGGAGACACACCUGAAAUGGAGGCAUGACAACUGACACACAAAAGAACUGGAGAGAAAUAGUAUUGCAAAGA